UUUUUAUUUCUUCUCAAAAACUUCAUGGAGUAACUUAUUUUUUCGGUGUAAAAUUUCUUUGACAAAAAAUUUAAAAAACAAACAUAACUUUCGGUUUCGUAAAAAUUCCAAAUUAUUUUUAUCUAAAAUGUUCUCAUCGGCCUUAAUUGGGCGAUCACUAAGUUGCUCUGCUCCACGUCUUUUGCCAAAAUCUCUACUGCUUGCAGUGCCCCCAACUGCCACGGCGCCAUAUGCAGAUCGUUUUUCGUCUUCUCGAGCGCAGUGUGCGCAGAAUGUUUCCAGUAAAAAGAAGGAAAUAAAGGAAGAAAAACCGAAAUCAAUGUGGCUGAAUCCUGAAUGUUGUUUAGAUCCGUGCCCUGAUCUGUUGCCGCGAUACGAUGAACUCUACUACAAGCCGUCGGAUAAGUUCAAACGUGUAUACACACAAACUUGGGUUGAGUGUCCAAAAGUGAAGACCGCAGUGAAGAAAAUCUGUUGCUAUAAAAAUGUUAUACCGCCACCUUUCAAACGUCGUAAGUUCAAGAGGCGAACAGCAGCAGAUGAAUGUAAGCCAAGACCAACAAAUCUAAUGCCUUGCAAGACAAGAAACUUAAAAACCUUAUGCCCAAAACUUAUAAUGCCUGGGUGUAAUGCAGCUCGCAGCUCAACGAAAUGUAAACGAGAGACGUUAAAGGCUAAAUGUCGUAAAAUCUGUACACCAUACCCAAGUUUCUCUGAAUGCUCGAAGAAAAAGCCAUGUCCAUCGCGAGCGGUCGAGUGCCGGUGCCUAGAUAUACCAUCCUUAUGUGAAGUUUGGGAGGAAUUACGACGCCGUGCGACAUUCAAAAAGAUCUGAGCAAGGAGAAAGAGAACCAAUUGACCAUCACAAUAUAUUAGAAUUAUUGUCCCAAUUUCGAACAAAAAAUAAUUAUACUUCGUAAAUUGAAAAUAAAUUUGAUCCUGUA
Anastrepha ludens (Mexican fruit fly) is the source of this 944-nucleotide messenger RNA. RefSeq lists its product as uncharacterized. The record is from RefSeq and is a predicted model, not a curated record. The transcript has a single exon. Bases 128 to 835 code for a protein of 235 amino acids. Lineage: Eukaryota; Metazoa; Arthropoda; Insecta; Diptera; Tephritidae.